AUGGAUGGAACUGCCGACCCCAACAUACAAGUCAUGUUCCAGACGAUCCUCUCUUUAAUGGAGAAAUCGCAACAAGACGUGGCAGAGCUGAGGCAGGAAUGCGCUGAGCUCCGCGCCGCGAAUACGAGCCUGGAGCACCAGGUCCGGGAGGGAUUGCAGCACAAUAACAACAAUAACCACCGGUCGUCGGGGUUCAUCACUCCCGUGCCCUCGAGCCCGCAACUCCGCUCGCGCUCCCCGUUCUUGUCACCCAGCACCCCCGUGUCGGUCCCCGCCUUCCCGUCGUCGCACGCGCACCACCCCUCCCCGCUCGGCGACAACGUGCUAUCCUCGUUCCCGUUUGUGGUCUCUCGCGAUAUCCCAGGCUUCUACGUCGUUAUCCCUGCUGGCGGCGCGGGCACCCGCCUCUGGCCGCUCUCCCGUGAGGGCCACCCAAAGUUCCUGCUUGAUCUCACUCUCAAAGGCCGCUCGCUUAUCCAGGCGACGUGGGACCGCCUUCUCCCACUUGCCUCGCCGUCUCGCACCACCAUCGUCGCCGGCCCGAGCCAUGUCAAGACGAUCCACGAGCAGCUCCCGGAUUUAGUUGCUGACAAUCUGUUUUGUGAGCCUGGGCCAAAGGAUUCUAUGGCUGCCAUCGGUCUCGCCGCAGCCAUUCUCGCACACCGAGAUCCUAAUGCUGUAAUUGGCUCCUUCGCUGCGGACCAUAUGAUUUCAGGCGACGACGCGUUCCUUUCUGCUGUUGCAGAGGCUGUCGUCGUUGCCCAGAAGGAUUACCUGGUGACAAUCGGUAUCGCCCCGUCCCAUCCGUCCACAGGCUUCGGUUAUAUCCGCCUCGGCGACAAGCUCCCCAUCGACGAGGCCCCCAACGCGCGUCUCGUGUCGAGUUUCAAGGAAAAGCCCGAUGCCCGGACCGCCGCUGCAUACAUCGCGACGGGCAAGUACCGCUGGAACGCGGGCAUGUUCGUCACAAAGGCUACAUUCCUCCUUGAGCUGCUCAAGGAGUACAAGCCUGAGCUCCAUGAUGGCUUGCAGAAGAUUGGCCAGGUGUGGGAUAAUGACAAGGAGCGCCAGAAGGUGCUGGAAGAGGUGUGGCCUGAGCUCGAGAAGAUCCCUAUUGAUAAUGCCGUGGCGGAGCCUGCUGCUGCUGAGGGGCGCGUUGCUGUUGUUCCUGCCACCUUUGGGUGGGAUGACGUUGGUGAUUUCUCGUCGUUGGCGGAUCUUAUUCCUGCGGAAGCAAAUCAGCCUCGUGUAUUGGGUGAUAAUAGUCUUGUUCUAACUGAGCAAGUCGCAGGAGGUAUCGUCGUGCCAGGGUCCGGUCGACUCAUCUCUUGUCUGGGCGUCGACGAUCUGGUCAUUGUCGACAUGCCGGACACUCUCCUUGUCACUACUCGUGCGCGAUCUCAAGAGGUCAAGCGACUUGUUAAGAAGGCCAAGGACGCUGGAUGGAAACACCUUCUAUGA
Molecule: messenger RNA, 1461 nt
Organism: Guyanagaster necrorhizus
Lineage: Eukaryota; Fungi; Basidiomycota; Agaricomycetes; Agaricales; Physalacriaceae
Product: mannose-1-phosphate guanylyltransferase
Exons: 4
Coding region: 1-1461 (486 amino acids)
Biological process (GO): GDP-mannose biosynthetic process
Molecular function (GO): mannose-1-phosphate guanylyltransferase (GTP) activity
Source: RefSeq, a predicted model, not a curated record